Molecule: messenger RNA, 666 nt
Organism: Nipponia nippon (crested ibis)
Lineage: Eukaryota; Metazoa; Chordata; Aves; Pelecaniformes; Threskiornithidae
Source: RefSeq, a predicted model, not a curated record
AUGCAUUUCCAGCGCCAGAAGCUGAUGGCCGUGACCGAGUACCUGGCCCCGCGGCCGGCCAUCCCGCCGCGCUGCCUGGCCCCCAGGAAGGAGAGGCUGGAGGAGGACAACAGUUACGUCCGGCUGUUACAGCGGCAGGUGGAGGAGGUGUUCCGGGACAAUCGGAUGAUUGUCAUCUGUCAGUACAACUCCAUGCCCGGCGAGGACGUGGUGCUGAUGAGGCACUACCUCCGAAAGCACAACAUUGAGGUCAAGUUCAUCCUGAACGAGAUCAUCAGACCCGUGCUGUCCCAGUCCAAGUACAAGAAUCUCCUCCCUCUCUUCGUGGCGCGCAAUAUCCUGCUGGUGAGCCGGGAAGCGAAGGUGAAGGAGAUGCUGCGGGUGCUGAAGGGAGUGCCACAGAUCAACCUGCUGGGCGCCUGCAUCGAUGACACCAUCCUGAGCAGGCAGGGCGUGGAGAACUUCGCCAAGCUGCCCACGCUGGAGGUCUCCCAGGGGCAGACGGUGGGUGCCCUGGCCCUCCUGCCCUCCCAGACGUCCUCCCUGCUCCAGCGCGGCUCCGCGCACCUCGCGGCUCUCCUGGAUGAGCACAUCCGCCGGCUGCAGGCUGGGGAGACGGGGAGCCCGGCCGAGCCCGCCCCUGCCCAGAGCUCGGGGGCUCACUGA